This is a messenger RNA of Penaeus chinensis, 1593 nucleotides long. RefSeq names its product BLOC-1-related complex subunit 5-like (gene BORCS5). NCBI's taxonomy places the organism in Eukaryota, Metazoa, Arthropoda, Malacostraca, Decapoda, Penaeidae. The record is from RefSeq and is a predicted model, not a curated record. The transcript has 4 exons. Gene Ontology annotation, cellular component: synaptic vesicle membrane; cytoplasmic side of lysosomal membrane; BORC complex. Bases 1 to 702 code for a protein of 233 amino acids. Gene Ontology annotation, biological process: organelle transport along microtubule; lysosome localization; positive regulation of anterograde synaptic vesicle transport.
AUGAAUUCAAUAGAUCUGAAGUGGACAUACGCAAUUGAUAUGGAACAGUCUACAGUAGACAGCUAUGUGGAGUUCGUUUCCCUCCUCUCGUCGUGUCACCGUCUCGUCUCCCUCCUCCCUUCAGACUCCCCGAAGCACACGAACCGGGGCGUGCGGGGCCUGAGAGCGGGGGGCGGGUCGCCACGCCGCUCACGCCGCCGGCAGCAGCAGUUCCUCCAGCGUCCUCAGGAGGUGGUGGUCGUGAGGGAGGCUUCGGCGAACACCCAGGGCCUGGAUCCGGAACUGGCGCGGCUGCAGUCGAUCCCCACCUUCCUACCCAUCAUGCGCGGGGCCCUGACAGCGCCUUCUGCACGAGAUCCCGAGGUCCUUGAGCGCCUGGACUCGGCCGCUCUGGUGGCCCUGUGCCGUCGCUACCAGGCACACCUCCACGCCACCGCCUCCGCCACCAGCCAGCACCAGGACCUCCUCUCCAGCAAGAUUAGGGAGGUGGACUCCACGAUCAGCGGGUUGGUGACGCAAGUGACGGAGCGACAGCGUAACUUCGCCCGGUACGCAGACAAGCUGAACCAAGUGAACGAGAUUAGCCACGCCCUCUCCCGUUGCCACGCCUCCCUCAACCUCAUUCUCGAGAGCCUGGAGACGCUGAACAAUUCUCUGCCGAUCCAGGACCGCCUCGAGCCCUUCGUGUGGACUACAGGCUGAAGGAGGAAGGUUAAGGGCGUCUGAGGGUGUGUGGGUGUGUGUUUGUAGGUGGGUGGGGUGUGUAUGUGUUUGUGUGUGGGUGAGUGGCGUAUGAGGGACGUGUUUGUGUGUCUAUGACUGUGUGUGACUUUGUGCUUUUGUGAAUGGGUGUAUGUACAGAAGUACGAAUACUGUAACUAUACACAAUAGUAACGGAAUGAAAACGUGACGUUUCGAAGCCGCCAGUUCAUCAUCAGUAAACAUCGAAAUGGCUUUGACUACAUUUGAUUAGGAAAUAUAGUCAGGUUCGAAAUGUGUGUUUACUCCGGUCCUGUUGUGGAAGGAUUUCGUUUUAUGAAUGAGUGUGUUUUGCUUGUGUGUUUUAUGUGACUUUAAGCUUGUAUGAAUGUGUAUGUUCGACUAUGGUUGUGUAUUUUUAUGUGUAUGUGCACUUGUGUAAAUGUGUUUAUUUUCCCAUGAUAUUGUGCGUAUGUGAAUAUAUUUCGACUAUACCUGUAUACUUAGGUGAGUGCAAUGUUUGUGUAUGUAAUAUCAUUAUAUUUCUGCGAGUGUGUAUAUUUAUAUGCGCCCAUGUCUCCACUUGUAUGAGUUUAUGUCUCUUCAAAGAGUAUUUGCGUGACUCAUGUGUACUUGUCCUUGUGUUGUCAAGUCAUUUAUUUAUUGUCAAGCCGAAGAUGUUAUAUAAUUGUUCAGAAGGGUAGUGCAUGAGUCACAAUUUUACAAUACUGAACAACAAGGUGAUAUUCAUGAACACUUUUUUGUUCAUUAGAUGCAGAUGCAUCAUAAUAAUUCAUUCCACAAAUGUCCAAUCUUGUUUUCUUCUCCACACAAUUGUAAAAAUGUAAAUCUCUAUUGGAAGUGGAUACUGAUGAAAUAAAAGCUGUUACGGCA